CUUGGUAAUCAAGUUAAGCCAAGUAAAGAUGGAAAGAAUGGGUCAAGGGAGAUCCCAGAAUCAGUGAGGUUUACCAUAAAUAAGCCACAGAAGAUUUAUGUUGAUCAACCAGCUGUUAAUUGUGAUUUGAACGUUAAUGAGCAAUCCAAUGGUGAAGUUACUUUGUUCAAUGUUACAUUUAGUUUUGAACAAGGUGUUCAUACUGGGAGGGAUAGUGCUUUGAAUGUUAAUGUGCAAUCCAAUGGUAAAGAUUCUUUGGUUAAUAUUCCAGCAAAUUUCGAGCAAGGUGACCAUUCUGGAAAGGAUGAUGUGAAUCCUUAUAAGCAAAUAGAGGAUGAGUUAGUUACAAAUCAAGUGGAUAAUGAAACUCAUGUGCAUACACCUGUCAAGGUUCAAGAUUCUCGAAGUUUUACUAUUCUGAAUAAACAAUUUUCUGAUGUUGUGGAUUCUACAUUUUUUCUUGACCAUAAUUAA
Molecule: messenger RNA, 474 nt
Organism: Ilex paraguariensis (yerba mate)
Lineage: Eukaryota; Viridiplantae; Streptophyta; Magnoliopsida; Aquifoliales; Aquifoliaceae
Source: the annotation of a GenBank genome assembly